Molecule: messenger RNA, 1463 nt
Organism: Verruconis gallopava
Lineage: Eukaryota; Fungi; Ascomycota; Dothideomycetes; Venturiales; Sympoventuriaceae
Exons: 4
Coding region: 29-622 (197 amino acids)
Biological process (GO): spindle pole body duplication
Cellular component (GO): mitotic spindle pole body; half bridge of spindle pole body
Molecular function (GO): microtubule binding; calcium ion binding
Source: RefSeq, a predicted model, not a curated record
GCAAAGAGCAAACAUAUAGACAAGCUUCAUGGCACCCAAAAGAAAGCCUAAUAGCACAACCAAAUCAGCUCCUAGGGCGAGGCUUUCGCGUCGCGCGAAGGAGAACAAUAUCACGAACGAGCAAGAAAAUGAAGUUCGGGAAGCUUUUGAGCUAUUUGCACUAGAUAAUGUGGAGGGAUUUGAAGACGAAAAGGAAGGCGUGUUAAGGACGGAUGAUGUGCGAAGAUGCUUAGUUGCACUGGGCAUCAACGUCAAAGCAAGCGAGCUUCCCGAGAUUAUAGAGACUUUGGAUCCGAGCGAUGAGAAAUAUGUGACGUAUGAGCACUUUCUUGCGUAUGUUGCAUUAGUCCGUUACAAUAAUCCUCAAGAUGACGACGAGCAUCAUGCAGAAAGAGAAGCUGAAGUGCACGAAGCAUACGCGCUCUUUACGAAUAAUCAUACUGGCCCUAUCACCCUGCGCGAUUUGAAACGUGUAGCAAAGAUACUGAAGGAGGAUGUCAGCGACGAUGUGCUUAAGGACAUGCUCUGUGAGGCCAAUGGCGAGGGCAAAGAUGGCUGGCGGAAAGGCGUCAGUCUUGAGGAUUUUAAGAGCGUGAUGAGGCGAGCAGGCGUUUUUGGUUGAGCCUGGCAUAAAUUCAUUCACCAACGCCAUCAUCGCCAGAUUUGCGCACUAUUAUGGCGCCUAGGGAAUGCACAGCACAUUGCCUUCGGACGGUCCCGAUGAAGAGAAUUAGCCCUUGAUGCAAAGUCCACACGAUACGACCAAGUCCACAUUCACAGAAAGAGGAUGCUCAUUACGUCUAACCAGCCGGUCUCCAGUCAGUUCGGAAAAUCAAGCCCAUUCAGGAGUUAUGAACACGAAAUUGGACGAGCAAUUUACGCACACCCGCGGAACAACACGAAAGAUUGUAGUCUUGAUCGAGAUGUUGAAGUAUUGAAUGGGUUCAUCAAUGUAUCGUCGUUUGCACACUUUAUCCACUUCAGGAAACUAUUCUCCCGAAACUGUGUGAUGGGUCUCAUCAGGCUCGAUGUUACUUGUACGACCCAUUAUUGCGCAUUUCGAGGCUUAAGGCAAGAACAAAGUUCAAGCGAUCCUCGAGAGCCGCAUUGAUCAAUACCGAUUUUCAGGGUCCGGAACCGGGUAAGAGGGGAGCGCAUCUUAAGCCUAUCUAUGUUUGGGCGUAAUAAUGGUGAUCACCGUCAAAAUUCGGUCCCUUUGCAACACCCAACUGUCAAGUACGUCAACCUAUACGAUUCGGAACACGCCUAUCUUGCCGAGAGCGCAGCUUGCUGCCGCUUGAGACCAUAUCCCUUGUCUGCGCUAUCUGACCGCUUAUCUCAGCAGGCUCAGACGCUUCGCUGGGGCGUUUUUGUGGCUGACGCUAAACUAUUUUGAACUUCUGCCAAGUCCUCUAAAUUCCUGGACCAAUCACAGCGCGCCAAACCCUAAAACCCCUUCAGCG